This is a messenger RNA of Hippocampus comes (tiger tail seahorse), 984 nucleotides long. RefSeq lists its product as uncharacterized. Bases 97 to 918 code for a protein of 273 amino acids. The transcript has 5 exons. Gene Ontology annotation, cellular component: membrane. Lineage: Eukaryota; Metazoa; Chordata; Actinopteri; Syngnathiformes; Syngnathidae. The record is from RefSeq and is a predicted model, not a curated record.
GACAAAUAGCGUCCCAUCAACAACAUGGCGGCUCCGAACUAUGGCCGGUAAAUUUAUGAGUUUUUAUUCCACCAACUACGGAAGAGGAGUGGCUUCAUGACAACGUCUCCAGCUUCGCAGCUGCUGGCCGAUCUGAGUGACUUUAUCAUGGGGAGCACUGUGGCCAAAUGUGCCGUCACCGACCUCGCCAUCCAGUGGGCCGGCUGGGCAGUGGCGGCGGCGCUCAAAACCGAAAAGUUCUACGACUUGGCAGGAUCUGGCACAUUUAUACUGCUAGCCCACCUGAGCCGUCUGUGGGGAGGGGCCGCCCAUCUUCGUCAGAAUGUUCAGACUGGGCUGGUGACGGCGUGGGGGCUCAGGUUGGGCACAUUCCUCUUCAUGCGGAUCUUGAAGGACGGACAUGAUCGAAGGUUUAACAAUGUCCGAGGCAGCCCGGGCACUUUUUUUGUGUACUGGACUAUUCAAGCUGUGUGGGUGUUUGUGACCCUGCUGCCCACCCUCAUGCUCAACAGUGAAAAGCGCAACACUCCUCUGGGAAUGAGGGAUUAUGUCGGCUGGACCCUUUGGGGCAUCGGAUUUGCCACAGAAGCCAUCGCCGACCAGCAAAAAUGGAUUUUCAAAGGCGACCCAGAUAAUGUUGGUAAGUUCAUUCAGAGCGGGCUGUGGGGUUACAGCAGACACCCCAACUAUUUUGGAGAGAUACUGCAGUGGUCGGGUUUAUGGCUCUCAGCCUCAUCAGUGAUGCAAGGUCCUCAGUACAUAAGUGUGGCGUCGCCACUUUUUGUCUGGUUUUUGCUGCGCUACGUCAGCGGCAUUCCCAUUCUGGAAAGGCAGGCCUUGAAAAAGUGGGGGUCAGACCCAGGCUUCCAGGAAUACCUCAGGAACACUCCUCUACUGUGGCCAUGGCCAAAGUUUUGACAUGUUGCUGUAUGAUGAUAUAAUUCCAUGCAAAACAAUGUAAUAAAUGACAUCUCUUCUGCAAUA